UUGGCGGAAGAGGCGCCAGGGCUGGCGACGAUUGGCCCGGGGGAGGCGGAGGGGUAGGCUGCGCGGGAGGCCGAGAGGGGGCAGCAGGCGAUGGCGGCGGCGGCGGCGGCGGGUCGGCUAGGCUGGUUGCUCGCCGCGCUCUGCCUGGGCAACGCUGCCGGGGAGGCGGCGUCGGGCCCGCGAGUGCUGGGUGUCUGUCUGGAGGAGGACGGAGCGGCGGGCGCGGGGUGGGCGCGCGGAGGGGAGAUGCGGGCCGCUCCGGAGGCCACCUUCCGCCUGCGCCUCUUCGGCUCGGGCUUCGCCAACAGCUCCUGGUCCUGGGUGGCCCCUGAGGGGGCGGGUUGCCCCGAGGGCGGGCCGGCCGCGGCGUCCGACGAGGCGGCGGCCCCCACGGGCGAGUGGCGCGCGCUCCUGCGCCUGCGCGCUGAGGCUGUGCGCCCGCACUCGGCGCUGCUGGCGGUGCGCGGGGAGCCGAGCGGCGCGGCGGCAGAAGAGGCGGCGGCCCCCACGGGCGAGUGGCGCGCGCUGCUGCGCCUGCGCGCCGAGGCUGUGCGCCCGCAUUCGGCGCUGCUGGCCGUGCGUGUGGAGCCGGGCGGCGGGGCAGCCGAGGAGGCGGCGCCGCCCUGGGCUCUGGGCCUGGGGGCGGCGGGGCUGCUGGCGCUGGCGGCGCUGGCGCGGGGCCUGCAACUGAGCGCGCUGGCGCUGGCGCCGGCCGAGGUGCAGGUGCUGCGCGAGAGCGGCUCGGAGGCGGAGCGUGCGGCGGCGCGGCGCCUGGAGCCCGCGCGGCGCUGGGCCGGCUGCGCCCUGGGCGCGCUGCUGCUGCUGGCCAGCUUGGCGCAGGCGGCGCUGGCGGUGCUGCUGUACCGCGCGGCCGGCCAGCGCGCCGUGCCCGCCGUACUCGGCAGCGCGGGGCUCGUGUUCCUGGUGGGCGAGGUGGUGCCGGCCGCCGUGAGCGGGCGCUGGACGUUGGCGCUGGCGCCGCGCGCGCUGAUCCUCAGCCGCCUGGCAGUGCUGCUCACCUUGCCCGUGGCGCUGCCUGUGGGUCAGCUGCUGGAGCUGGCGGCGCGGCCAGGGCGGUUGCGCGAGCGCGUGCUGGAACUGGCGCGCGGCGGCGGCGACCCCUACAGCGAUCUCAGCAAGGGCGUGCUGCCCUGCCGGACCGUGGAGGACGUGCUCACGCCCCUCGAGGACUGCUUCAUGCUGGACGCCAGCACCGUGCUGGACUUCGGCGUCCUGGCCAGCAUCAUGCAGAGCGGCCACACGCGCAUCCCCGUGUACGAGGACGAGCGUUCCAACAUCGUGGACAUGCUCUACCUCAAGGACUUGGCCUUCGUGGACCCCGAAGACUGCACGCCGCUCAGCACAAUCACCCGCUUCUAUAGCCACCCACUCCACUUUGUCUUCAACGACACCAAGCUAGACGCCGUCCUGGAGGAGUUCAAACGAGGGAAGUCCCACCUGGCCAUCGUGCAGAAGGUGAACAACGAGGGCGAAGGUGACCCCUUCUACGAGGUGCUGGGCCUGGUCACCCUGGAGGACGUCAUCGAGGAGAUCAUCAAGUCCGAGAUCCUGGACGAGUCUGAAGACUACCGAGACACCGUGGUGAAGAAGAAGCCUGCGUCUCUGAGCGCCCCUCUCAGGCAGAAAGAGGAAUUCUCUCUGUUCAAGGUGUCUGACGAUGACUGUAAAGUGAAAAUCUCACCUCAGCUGCUCUUGGCCACCCAGCGCUUCCUUUCCCGAGAGGUGGAUGUAUUCAGCCCGCUGCGAAUCUCCGAGAAGGUCCUGCUGCACCUGCUGAAGCAUCCCAGCGUCAACCAGGAAGUGAGGUUUGACGAGAGCGACCGCCUGGCCGCCCACCACUACCUGUACCAGCGCAGCCAGCCGGUGGACUAUUUCAUCCUCAUCCUGCAGGGCAGGGUUGAGGUGGAGAUCGGGAAAGAGGGCUUGAAGUUCGAGAAUGGGGCCUUCACCUACUACGGAGUGUCCGCCCUGACGGCGCCGUCCUCGGUUCACCAGUCCCCGGUGUCCUCGCUCCAGUCCAUCCACCAUGACCCGCUGCCCGAGCCCGCCGAAGGCACCCGCUUGUCUGCAUACUGUCCUGACUACACCGUGAGGGCGCUCUCUGACCUGCAGUUCAUCAAGGUCACGCGGCUGCAGUACCUCAAUGCACUCCUGGCCACCCGAGCCCAGGCCGUGCCUCAGUCCCCUGAGAACGCGGACCUCCAGGCCGUCCCAGGCAGCCAGACCCGGCUCCUUGAUGACAAGAUAGCCACAGCCACAGGGUCCAGCCACAGCAGACCCGGCCUCCCGGCGGAGGAGAGCCCGGGGCGGAACCCGGGAGUUUAACCGCUUGGCUGGCAGCCCCGAGUGUGGGGAACGGACCGUCACGUGGGGAACUGGAGCGAGCCGAGGAGCGGCUUCCUGCCAGCCUGUCCCCACCCCCUGCAGGCCACGUUUUAGAUGGCCCUCGUGGACGCGGCUCCUGGCUGCCCUCGGAGCCAGAGGCCGGUGCCAGGAGCCUCAGCAGGUCCUGCCCCCCUUUAGGAGAUGGGGGUCCGCCGGGGCCAGCCCUCCAGGCCUGCUUCCGAACGGAAUGAAAGGAACAGUGCCAUCUCCAGUCCCUGGGCCAGCCUCCCUGUGACAGUGCAGUGUAUUUAUACCUCUUCUGGCCAAGCCACGAUGUGAGUGCACGAUUACUGCCUUUCUGUGGCCCUGACCUGUACUCUCUUUGCUUUUAAUUUGCCAGCCUUCUGCUGCUGGCAGCACUUUCUGAGCAAACCAGGAGCACCAGUGUGGGCUGGGGGUUCACAUCCAUGGCCUUGGCCUCGGUGACCUUUUCGGCGUCCCUUACGAUGCCAUGCUGCAGAGCACACGCCCGGCCUGUCCCACGUGCCAAACCCGGAAGCAGGUCUAUCGCACCAGCCCCGCUCCCUCCCGUGCGGGUGGCUUUCUCACGCUGGCCCCGGCGGGGCCGAGGAGCCUCUUCCUCCUGCCACUCCUCCGCCUGCCUGGCCCAGUCGCCGCUAACAGUAUUGUCGUUUCCUGUGUUUUAAGAAGAGCUCACGCGUGGGAGGAAGGGACCGCUCUGCUGCACCGAAGCCUUUGUCGUGGGGUUCCGGGGAGGGCAGCCCGCGGCCCCCGGGGGCGCCGUGCGGCCGUCAGGUGCGCGGAGGGCGGCCAGGGCUGGUUGUGAGCCAGGUAGACCCCUCUCCGUCCUUUGGAAAAAAGAACAUGACAUCGGAGUUUUUCUUAGAUCUCUGAAACAUUUCAAGCUCUUUGCUUUUUUCCUGUUCUAGCUCUGGGGUUUUAGAGAAGCGGGAACAAGAAGGCAUUUGUCUCGCCUUCCGGUUCACCUAAACUCACCUUCCACAGCGCUUCAGCUGCACAGAAACCAGGGCAUCGCGGGGACCGAGGAUGGGGAGGGAGGAGGAUUUCUGGAACCUUUCCCAAAGGCAUUUGGGUCCUUAUCCAGGAUCAGUGGGAAUGAAGGCCAAAAAACAGUGGCAUGCUCACUGAGAGACUUUCCUCAAGGAAUUCUCUCCAAGAGCAAACCCAGGUGGGAAGUAGAUACUUUAAAAUUCUCUCUCUCCAGAACAGUGGUUCUUAGCCUUGGCUGCACAUUGGAAAUCACUUGGCAAAUUAAAAAUACUGAUACCUGGGGCCCACCCCCCAGGGAUUUCUGAUUGAAUCAGUCCAGGCAUCAGGAUUUUAUUCUUUAAAAUUAUUUUAGGUUCACAGAUCAUAUACCCUUCACACCCGCUUCCCUGAAUGUUAUCUCACAUAACCUUGGUGCAUUUAUCGAAACUAAAAAAUUAACAUGGGUACAAAACUAUUAACUAAAUUACAGACUUUACUUGGAUUUUUAUCAAAUUUUCCAUCAUGUCCCUUUUCUGUUGCAGGAUCCAAUCCAGGAUACCAAGUUGCAUUCAGAGCUAUUGCUUUUUUUUUUUUUCCUAAGUAACUUUUUACUUUGAAAUAAUUAACAGAUUCAUAGGAAGUUGCAAAGAUAGAGGUCCCAUGUACCCUUCACCCAGUUUUCCUCAGUGAUUACACCUUACAUAGUUACAAUGCAGUAUCAAAACCAGGAAUCUGACACUGGUGCAAUGUGGGCAUAUAGUUCUAUAGCAUCUUAUCAUAUGUAGAUUUGUGUAACCACCACUGCAAUCUAGAUACAGAACUGUUCCUCCCUAGGAUCUCCCUCCAACAGACUCUUUUAGAGCCACCCCCACCCCCUCUGGCCACUGUCCCUAAUUCCUGGCAACCACUAAUCUGUCCAUCAUCUCUAUAAUUUUGUCAUUUCAAGAAUGUUGUAUAAAUGGGAUCUUACAGUAUGUAACCAUUGGGACUGGCUUUUUUCACUCAGCAUAAUGUUCUGGAAUCUCCUCCAGGCUGUUGCGCGUGUCAACGGCUCAUUCCUUCUUGAUUGAUGUGUGGUGUUCCAUCAAAUACUCACUGCCCUGUCUAAGGACAUCUGGGUGGUUUCCAGUUUUUGGCUAUUCCAAAUAAAGCUGCUAUGAACAUUCAUUA
Messenger RNA from Balaenoptera musculus (blue whale), 4527 nucleotides. RefSeq names its product cyclin and CBS domain divalent metal cation transport mediator 3 (gene CNNM3). Gene Ontology annotation, molecular function: transmembrane transporter activity. Gene Ontology annotation, biological process: magnesium ion homeostasis; transport. NCBI's taxonomy places the organism in Eukaryota, Metazoa, Chordata, Mammalia, Artiodactyla, Balaenopteridae. The transcript has 8 exons. The coding region runs from base 91 to 2346 and encodes 751 amino acids. The record is from RefSeq and is a predicted model, not a curated record. Gene Ontology annotation, cellular component: plasma membrane.